AUGGCUGAUGAUGAUGUUGUUAGUCACACUCCAACAAACCCUAAUGUUGGAGAAAACGAUCCCGACCUCAACCUAAAUGAGGAUGCUACACCAUUGUCUCCCCGUAGUGAACGCUUAAUGAAACGACUUACGAAUUUCGUUCAACAAACUUUUGAACAUCAUAAGCUUGCCAUAGAAAAGGGUAAAGGGAAAGAGCUGGGUGGUCUCUCAAAACCCAAAUCUAAACGGGUCUUGUUUAAAAGCUUCCGAAGUAGUGGUGCUACUGAAUUCACUGGACUCUCUGACCCAGUAAUCGCGGUGCAGUGGCUUCAAACCACUAAAAAAGUGUUUCAAAUUUCCCGAGUGAUGAAUGAGGAUAAAGCAAAUUAUGCUAGUGCAAUGUUGACAAAACGUGCACUCACUUGGUGGGAUGCAACUUUUGAAUCCCUGACUGAAAAUGAACGAGAAAGCUUGACCUGSGAGUCUUUCAAGACUCAUUUCCUUGAGCAAUUAUGUCCGAUCGACUUGCAACGAAGGCUUGAGAAAGAAUUCUUGGAACUCAAGCAAGGGAACAUGUAUGUGAUUGAGUAUGUGACUAAAUUUAAUCAGCAUUUUGUUGAUGGUCUGAGGAGAGAAAUCCGAGAGUUUGUUGUUAAUCGUGAUAUUCCGAGUUUCAAUAAAGCUGUGGAGCAUGCUUGUCGCCGUGAACACGAUUUAACAAAAUUUGAGGAACCAACUUCUGAAUCAAAAGGGCAACGAACUGAAAGAACCUUCUAUGUACCUACUCAGCGACAAUCUCGAUCUUUCACUCCUAGAAGGAGUGAAUCUCAAAAUAUUCCGUGUGCCCAAUCACAAGUCUAUUCACUUCAAUCUAAUGCGUCACGUCUUGUCAAAGAUGUGGCAAAACUCUCCAAGGGCGAUGCCUUACUGAAACAACAAACUUGA
Molecule: messenger RNA, 924 nt
Organism: Cynara cardunculus var. scolymus (artichoke)
Lineage: Eukaryota; Viridiplantae; Streptophyta; Magnoliopsida; Asterales; Asteraceae
Exons: 2
Coding region: 1-924 (307 amino acids)
Source: RefSeq, a predicted model, not a curated record